Messenger RNA from Girardinichthys multiradiatus, 1189 nucleotides. RefSeq names its product sideroflexin 4 (gene sfxn4). The coding region runs from base 132 to 1007 and encodes 291 amino acids. The transcript has 14 exons. Gene Ontology annotation, molecular function: monoatomic ion transmembrane transporter activity. Gene Ontology annotation, cellular component: mitochondrial inner membrane. The record is from RefSeq and is a predicted model, not a curated record. Gene Ontology annotation, biological process: mitochondrial transmembrane transport; monoatomic ion transport. NCBI's taxonomy places the organism in Eukaryota, Metazoa, Chordata, Actinopteri, Cyprinodontiformes, Goodeidae.
GCGCUGAUCACGUGACUGAAGGCGGAAGUUUUAUUUUAAACAGCUUGACCUCAGAAGCAUGAGAAAGACAUGCUUGUAGGAUUUUUGUUUUAUUCUACCUUCCUAAAGGCGAAUAGCAUCCGUUGCUUGUUAUGGAUAAUAAUUUGUUGCAGUGGAAAAGCCGAGGCCAGUCUUUCCUCAGCCGAUUGAGGACUUGGUUUAAUCUCCUGGAUGCAACCCUGCUGCUCUCCUCUGAUGCUGAAAUACUUAAAGCUCAUGCUCUGCUUGGAAGUAAAGAAAGGCUAAAUGAGAAGGAUGAGGCUGCAGUGACCCUCUCACUUUCUUCCUUUCACCCGGAUUCUGGUGCUGCUCUUCCACUUAUUUUCCGCCCUCCAGCAUAUUUUCCAAUAUCAGGACCUCUGGUCGUUGCGAGUCUUUUACCUCACAGCGCCGUCAAACCGGCUCUGUUUUGGCAGUUUUUGCUUCAGAGUUACAAUGCUGGGUUCAACCACAUGAACAGGAAUACUUCAGCGGAGGAGGUGAAGAAGACCUCUUUGAAGCAUCUUCUGCUCAUCGCAGGAACAGUUUCCUACACAACAUCUGUGGGGGCCCUUCCUCAGAUUUUAAUCAACAGACUCCGUGUGAGAAGCCCCCCGCUGCAGAUGUUCUUCAGGUCAAUACUAACCAUCCCACUGUCAGCUGCUCUGGCCUUCUUCAGCGUCCUCACCAUCAGAACCGAGGAGACCGAAAUGGGGAUCCAAGUGUUCGAUUAUAAUGGAAACCCUGUUGGUAUCUCCAAAGCAGCAGGAGAAAAGGCUGUGUGGGAAACCGGGCUGUCGAGGGCAGUGCUGUUUGGGAUGACCACUGCUGUUCCUAAUCUGCUGGUUUUGCUCCUACAAAGAACAAGAUUUUUCCAGAUCAACUCUCUGCUGGUGGCUCCGUGCCGCCACUUAAGCAUCGCGCUUGUCUUCUGGUUGAUGAUUCCCGUCUCAUUCAGCUUCUUCUCACAAGUGGGAACGGUGAGAUAAAACGCGAGAGCGUGGAGGAGGAACUGCUGGCCGGAGCGUUCGGUGAGGAGCUGUACUACCACAGAGGUCUCUGAGAAGCAGCUGGAUGGCAUCACUUUACCCAGAAACAUCAAGAAGCUGGAAACGUCUCAUUAUAUGAAAGUUUUAACUUAUUAAACAAACUCAUUUUGAUAUUAACUUUA